Molecule: messenger RNA, 591 nt
Organism: Nomascus leucogenys (northern white-cheeked gibbon)
Lineage: Eukaryota; Metazoa; Chordata; Mammalia; Primates; Hylobatidae
Source: RefSeq, a predicted model, not a curated record
AUGGAAUGGGCUUGCAUGAUUACAGAGGCUGAGGGGACCUACACCCCGUUGUCUGCAAGCUGGAAAGGCAGGAGAGCCUGUGCUGCCGCCCUAGCCACAGCCUGGAGGUCCGAGAACCAGGCACGCCGACGACAGCACACUUCCAGCCUGAGAGCAAAAGGUCGGUGUUCCAGCUCCAGCAGGCAGGCAGAGGGAGGGUUCUCUCUCCACCUUUGUGUUCUACUCAGGUCUUCAAUGUGUUGGAUGAGGCCCACCCACAAUGCGAGGGCGUCUGCUUCACUGAAUCCACCGUCGCACCUGCUUCUCUUGGGUGCCAUCCGAUUGCAGAGACACUGUGCCCUUGAGGGCUCCUGCCCCGCUGGGUGUGCUGGUGCUAGGAUGUCUGCCCUGGUCCAGCCCUGCAUCCCUGAGGGGGAGGAGGCUCUUACUCUGGGUUCAAUCAACAAGGUUAUUUGGCCCCCACACAAAGCUAAGACUUUCACCGUGGCAUUUAUUAGGAAUUCUUUCCUGAAGUUGGGCAGUUUGGCCAUGUUCAAGCCUCUGAAUUCUUCCACAGAAUCGUCUUCUGGAAAUCAUGCCCCAGUAAUUUAA